GCCAGGGCUCGCAUGUGACGGAGCGGCUUCACUGACGGGAACAAAAUUGGGCGCCGGGUGCAGCGGCUGAAGGCCGAGUGCAUGGAUGGACAGCGCUGCCUGCGCUGACUACCUCGUGGUGAGCCAGAUUCUCGACUACGUGCCCGUCAGCGACCUGUUCAACACCAGCGAGGUCUGCCGCCUCUGGCAAAUCAUCAGCCUCGGUCUACUGAGGCGGAAACUGCGCUACCUCUGCUACUGCCACAUAAAAUCGGAGGAAAAAUGCCCAACAACAACAAGAGGACUGCCAAAGUUUCUGGAAGACUUCUGCCGGGAUCUCCGACGAUUUAUCCAAAUUGCCCAACGAGCGGGGUGCAGCCCCACGUUCGGUUUCCUGUCGUAUUCGUCCAACCCGAAGGACGAAAAGGCUGUUGUUCAACAGGUGCAGAGCCAGCUGUCCCCAAGAUGUGUGGUUGUGUACCACCGGUCGAAAACUAUAACUAUGCGACCUCGGGACGACCCUACCAAGGCGUGCAGUGUGCACCGGGGAAUAACGGGAGCCUUCCUGUUCGGCCCGUCACCACCUACGCCAUGCCACCGCCGCCCCAGCAGCAGCAGCAGCAGCAGCAGCAGCAGCAGCAGCAGCAGCAGCAGCAGCCUGUUGUAGCGGAGGCGGCGGGCAGCAGCAAGUCGUGCCCUGCUACGGUGGCUCGCGAUGUCCCCGGCGCCCCAGUACCGGCGCCAGUGCAAUUUCAAGCGCAGCCGGUUGGAAAAACUGUCCAAGCUGCUCCGACGCGCUGUACUGCGGCGCCCAGUGGAAGACCCGUGCCUGCGGAAUGUGGCCCCGGGUGUCAUGCUGUUCCACUCGUUCCGUAUUCCCAUGGAGGACGGCCGCAGCCUGACAACUCACUGGAAAGAAGAACAUACGGGGAGAAUUGUGGCCGUGUCGUUUAUGCGCCUGUUCCAGCAGCGCGAUGCAAUGCAUGUCCGCAGCCUGCUCAGCAGUUUUCGUCGAGAGUUCAGCCCAUGCCGCAGCAGCAACAACACUCGCAGCAAUCGCCGCGCCAACACUCCCUGCAGUACUCGACCCAACCCGGUCGACAGCAGUACCAGCAGCUGCAGCCGAGACAGCAGCAGCAGCAGCAGCAGCAGCAGCCCCAGGGACACGUUUGUUAUCGUCCUGCAGAAUUCCAUGGAGGAUACGCAGGAACUUCAGGCGCUGGUGGAACUGUUCCCGCAAGUGCCGGUCAUGUCCAUCAGUGGUGAAUUUCUCCGUGACGAGGAGCUGCUGCUCCUGGGAGAGCCGCUUGCCAAGC
Messenger RNA from Rhipicephalus sanguineus (brown dog tick), 1295 nucleotides. RefSeq lists its product as uncharacterized. Bases 262 to 1245 code for a protein of 327 amino acids. The transcript has 3 exons. Lineage: Eukaryota; Metazoa; Arthropoda; Arachnida; Ixodida; Ixodidae. The record is from RefSeq and is a predicted model, not a curated record.